Gossypium arboreum is the source of this 942-nucleotide messenger RNA. Its product is annotated as MADS-box transcription factor 23-like. NCBI's taxonomy places the organism in Eukaryota, Viridiplantae, Streptophyta, Magnoliopsida, Malvales, Malvaceae. Gene Ontology annotation, molecular function: DNA-binding transcription factor activity, RNA polymerase II-specific; protein dimerization activity; RNA polymerase II cis-regulatory region sequence-specific DNA binding. The record is from RefSeq and is a predicted model, not a curated record. Gene Ontology annotation, biological process: positive regulation of transcription by RNA polymerase II. The transcript has 7 exons. Bases 235 to 942 code for a protein of 235 amino acids. Gene Ontology annotation, cellular component: nucleus.
UUGUCUAUAUAUAUACGAUCUAUAUCGAAUUCAUCUUUUAACUGCUCGAAAUCAUAUUUUCUUUCUAUUUUGACUUUUUUCUAAUUAGUUUUAUUGUAUAUUUGGCUUGAUUUUUAUUUUGGGACAUUGAUCUGAGAUUUUCUAGGGCUGAAAUUGGGGGCGAUCUAGGAGAAUAGAAGCUAUUAAAAGCCCUAAGAUUGAAAGGAAGGAUAAAUUAUUAUAAAAAGAGGGGAUAUGGGAAGAGGGAAGUUAGUGAUUCGAAGAAUCGACAACUCAACGAGCAGGCAAGUAACUUUCUCGAAGAGAAGAAAUGGAUUGCUGAAGAAAGCGAGGGAGUUAUCGAUCCUUUGCGAUGCUGAAGUUGGAUUAAUCAUCUUUUCCAGCACCGGCAAGCUUUACGAUUAUGCCAGUACUAGCAUGAGAUCUGUUAUAGAACGGUACAACAGGACCAAAGAGGAACAUCAUCACCAAAUGAAUCCGGCUUCAGAAGUCAAGUUUUGGCAAAGGGAGGUAGCAAGCUUGAGGCAGCAACUACAGUACUUGCAAGAAUACCACAGGCAAUUGAUGGGAGAAGAACUAUCUGGUUUAAGUAUCAAUGAUCUGCAGAACCUGGAAAACCAACUUGAAAUGAGUUUGAAAGGUGUCCGCAUGAAAAAGGACCAAAUUCUAACAGAUGAAGUCAAAGAGCUAAACAACAAGGGGCACCUCAUUCAUCAGGAAAAUCUAGAACUGCAUAAAAAGUUAGACCUCAUGUGCCAAGAAAACACUGAGCUUCAAAAGAAGGUUUAUGGUACAAGGCAAGCAAAUGAAGCUAGCAGAAGCUCUCCCCCAAAUUAUACUUUCAACAAUGGAUAUGAUCUCCAUGCACCUGUUCAUCUCCAGUUAAGCCAGCCCCUACCUCAGAAGAAUGAUGCACCAGAAAAACCAAUGAAGUUGGGGUAA